GUCAGAAUCCUCGUACCCAUUAAUUAUCAGAUCAGGACAUGAGAAUGUGAAACCCCAGAACAAUUUCUCUCUCGCGAGGGCCCUGCCCAUCGAGAUCCAAGGAAACCGGAACCUGUUUCCAGUCCGAGAUUGCGGUGAAGAAUAAGACACGGAGACUCGCAAGGUUGCGCAAACGUCGAGUCAAUGAGACAAUUCAUACCUUACUCAGUGCAAGUCGGGGUGAUUCAGAUGACAGGUGGGAAUCCACCGCCCGAACAAAGAAGGUUAGCUUCUGAUGGUGAUAACAUUGUCGCAGAUGUCUUGUCUUUGAAUGCCUGCCAGAUCCCCAGAUUGCUCAACUUGUAGAGCCUCAAAAGUAUGGGUGCAAUUUCACGUUUUGAUCCCGUCUCUGGUCCAAUCGACCUUCGAAUAUGCCGAGGGCUGCCACACAACAGGUGAAAACCUCGUACAGCGAGGAAUCUUGAACCCGCUGGAAGACCGGCCUAUUCAUCAUCGUCGGGGUCAUGUACUCUAUCAUAUUGAUUUGCGUAUCUCGAUGCGUUUCCGCAUCGUCGUCUCAGGCGGGUAGCCGGCGUUGUUGGUUGGCACAGGUCUCGUCUCCAUGCGGAACAGCGGAUGAGUUGGAACGCAACGGUAAUCCGUGAACAUUCCUUCCAACGCACAUUUUUUGGACUUCCCCCUCAUCUGGCAGGGUUUCGCCAAGAGGUUACCCCUCCAUCGGCGAGGUCUCAUCAGUUAGGUGACUUGCCGGUUGCCGCUGCUGUUACCCCGAGACUCUCAUAAGACACGGAAGGCAAGUCGACAUCCGGCCGACGGCAUAGCCUCUAAAGGCAGGAUACCUGAGAAGGGCAGGAGAGAGGCUGAUGCUGAAGAGAAAAACAAUCUGGGCUAGAAUUUACCAGAAACACGAUAUAAAUGGCGG
Molecule: messenger RNA, 922 nt
Organism: Colletotrichum phormii
Lineage: Eukaryota; Fungi; Ascomycota; Sordariomycetes; Glomerellales; Glomerellaceae
Exons: 1
Coding region: 311-568 (85 amino acids)
Source: RefSeq, a predicted model, not a curated record